GAGCAUCAACACAGAAAUACAAAUCAAUUCAGAACAGAAAAAUGCUUCGAUUAAUUGUAGUAUUAUUGAUAACGUUGGCAGUUACUAAUGGUUACAAGAAGCCAUCAAGUAAAAGAUUAAAUGAAGGUGUAACAGGUGAAAAAUGGCAAAAGAAAUGCGCAUUUAAUACAGUACGCUCAUUGGAAAUAAAUGGAGAUUUAAUGGCAGCAAAAGCAGCGUGUGCAACUGCGGGUCAGUGUUUGAACACAGAGAGUUUAAGAGGUAAUGUUAGAGCUGAAGACUUUGCAAUAAACUCCCUGGGAUGUAUGGAAGAUUUUUGCUCAAGACUGAACCGUGAAAUUUUCAAGAAUACUGGUAAAGAGUAUAAAAGUGAAGUUUGUUUUAUGGCAAAAGUAUUGCUGAGAAUGAUGGAAGAUAUUAUAUAA
Chrysoperla carnea is the source of this 425-nucleotide messenger RNA. RefSeq lists its product as uncharacterized. Lineage: Eukaryota; Metazoa; Arthropoda; Insecta; Neuroptera; Chrysopidae. Bases 42 to 425 code for a protein of 127 amino acids. The transcript has 4 exons. The record is from RefSeq and is a predicted model, not a curated record.